Messenger RNA from Strongylocentrotus purpuratus (purple sea urchin), 1253 nucleotides. It is a transcript of the gene pfdn6, whose product is annotated as prefoldin subunit 6-like. NCBI's taxonomy places the organism in Eukaryota, Metazoa, Echinodermata, Echinoidea, Camarodonta, Strongylocentrotidae. Gene Ontology annotation, cellular component: cytoplasm; prefoldin complex. The transcript is spliced from 4 exons. The coding region runs from base 100 to 483 and encodes 127 amino acids. Gene Ontology annotation, biological process: protein folding; chaperone-mediated protein complex assembly. The record is from RefSeq and is a predicted model, not a curated record. Gene Ontology annotation, molecular function: protein-folding chaperone binding.
CAUUGGCCGAUUUUAAGACGAGUUACUACAUACGCGCUUGUUACAUUUGCACUCGAAAUUGUAUUACAAUUUUUCACUUUCUUGUACGUAAAAAGCACCAUGGCCAACGAAACUGUCCAAAAACAACUGCAAGAGGAGCUAGAAAAGUUCAAGGCAUCAGAGAAAGAAUAUCAAAAUGUUGUUGGACUGAGAAAACAGCUUGAUGCUCAACUGAAUGAAAAUAAUAUGGUGAAAGAUGAACUUGAUCUCCUAGAAGGAGGGAGCAAGGUGUUCAAGAUGAUGGGUCCUGUCCUCGUACAGCAAGAUGUAGAAGAAGCCAAUGCCACUGUCAAGAAACGUAUGGAAUACAUCACAGCUGAAGUGAAAAGGUACGACACCCAAAUCAAGGACAUGGAUAAGAAGCAAGAAGCUCAUAGAGAGAAACUGGGUAAACUCCAACAAGAGUUCUCCAAAGCGCACGCGAAAGCAGCCGGAAAGACAUAAUGACGGUACAACGUAUAGCCGUACUGACUCUUUGUAUGAAACUCUUUUUGUUUAUGAUUGUGUGUUUUGGAGGCGUACUUUGCAAGCCGUGUCCUCUGCUUCCCUCAUGGUCCAUCAGCUGCACAGGAUUUAUUUACAUGGCUGACUGGCGAUGACCACCAAGUGACCACCAAAUAACCACCAAAUGACCACUGAAUAACUUUAGAGUGACCACUGGAUGACCACUGCUCCACCAUUUUCCCGUCUGUGCUCCUUGUAGUGGAAUUGGUCAACAUCGAACAAACUUGAGAAAGACUUUUCUUCCCUCCAUGUGUUAAUGUUGAUCCCUUCAUCACACAUACGUAGAGAACAUGAAAACCUGCAUUUUUAUUUUACAGAAUACUCCUGUACCCCAUGGCAAGCAUGAGCCUAAGUAAACAUUGAGUUUUUGUUUGACGUAAUAGUCGUAAUUAUUGGUACAUGAUUAGAAAGCUGAGGGUAUAUAACAUAGACUCUAGGAUUGGCCCAAACAGAUAUAAAUUGGGAGUCUUCUUUUGGAAAAACUACUUUUUUGUGUGUAUUUGAAUUGUCAUUUUUCUCCUCCUAAAUAACUUGGAAGUUUUUUUGCUGAUCAACAUUGUACAUGCAUUAGUCAUUUGAUUAUCACACAAAUUAGUCUGUUAAAACUUAACGAGUUGAUCGUUCAAAAAUUAUUCAUUCAUUUAUGACAGUGAUCUACCUGUUAAAUGAUGUAAAGACUUUGCAAUAAAUAUAGGCAUGUUCUUGUGAAA